Penicillium malachiteum is the source of this 267-nucleotide messenger RNA. RefSeq names its product SWI5/SAE3 family protein. The coding region runs from base 1 to 267 and encodes 88 amino acids. Gene Ontology annotation, cellular component: Swi5-Sfr1 complex; Swi5-Swi2 complex. The record is from RefSeq and is a predicted model, not a curated record. Lineage: Eukaryota; Fungi; Ascomycota; Eurotiomycetes; Eurotiales; Aspergillaceae. Gene Ontology annotation, biological process: double-strand break repair via homologous recombination; meiotic DNA recombinase assembly involved in reciprocal meiotic recombination; meiotic joint molecule formation. The transcript has 3 exons.
AUGGCGGAACGGGGACAACGCGAGAUUGUCCAAGCUUCAAUAUCCGAGUUACAAGCUCAACAAGCGGAGCUGGAGAAGGAAAUUGCCGAGAUCAAGUCCAAGUUGCGCAAUGACCCGGAUGAGACUGUCCAGCGCCAUAUUCGGCUUUUACAUGAGUACAAUGAGAUCAAAGAUGUAGCACAGGGAUUGAUGGGCUUGAUUGCUGAGGCCAAGGGAGUCCGUGUGAUGGAGAUUCAUAAAGAGUAUGGAGUGAACGAGAAGGACUAG